CAUUUAUAAAUAAAAAAGAAAUUCCUCCGCAUAAAAGGGAGGGCAGAGCAGAACCGUUGACAAGGGCUGGUCCCUAAAAGCCAAACAAAUGGAAUCCAAUCCCUAUAAUUGAAACCCCCGGGGAUGCUGAACUACACUAUUUGCCUAAAACAUUUACUGCGUGUUACAGACACAGGCACCGCAUUCGAAACCCUCAAUCUAAAUUACAAAAGCCCUGCCAAAAAAUAACGACAAUCCCAGCCCAAAAUAAUCAGAACCACCACCCAAAGAGAUUACUCGAGAAACACCCAAGAAGAUAGAACAAAAUAAAUUGGAAACAAAAUCCUGGCCAGAGACGCGCUUGUAUCGGUUUGGUUAUGAAUUGCGUAGGGUCAAGAAAGAGAUCAAGCGUUCCAUGUAUGGAUGUGGAGGUUCUUGAAUCUCUUUCAAUUGCAGAUGAUGAAGACGAUGAAGAAAUCCAGCGGCCUCUUGUUAAAAAUCCCAGUAGCAACAAAAACAGUAACAACAACAUUGUUAACAGUGGCAAUCAUCACACCAGUGCUCUUAGCGCUGUUGUUUCUCCCGCUGCCAGCAGCGUCCACGAGCUCCUUGAGUGCCCUGUCUGCACUAAUUCUAUGUAUCCGCCUAUUCACCAGUGUCAUAAUGGGCAUACGCUUUGUUCCAACUGCAAGUCUAGAGUUCUCAACAAAUGCCCUACUUGCAGACAAGAACUUGGGGACAUUAGGUGCUUAGCCUUGGAAAAGGUUGCAGAAUCUCUGGAUUUACCUUGCAAGUAUUACAAUAUUGGAUGCCCAGAAAUUUUUCCAUACUACAGUAAGCUUAAGCAUGAGAGCCAAUGUACUUUCAGGCCAUAUAAUUGCCCCUAUGCAGGAUCAGAGUGUUCUGUUACAGGCGAUGUUAAAUCCCUAGUUACACAUUUAAGAGAUGAUCAUAAAGUGGACAUGCACUCUGGUUGUACUUUCAACCAUCGAUAUGUAAAAUCGAACCCACGUGAAGUUGAGAAUGCCACAUGGAUGCUGACAGUCUUCAAUUGUUUUGGACAGUAUUUCUGUCUUCAUUUUGAAGCUUUUCUAUUGGGAAAUGCACCAGUGUACAUGGCUUUUCUGCGUUUUAUGGGAGAUGAUAAUGAAGCGAAGAAUUUCAGCUAUAGCCUUGAAGUUGGGGCCAAUGGCAGAAAGCUGAUCUGGCAAGGAGUUCCCAGGAGUAUUAGAGAUAGUCAUCGAAAAGUUCGUGAUAGCCAUGAUGGGUUGAUCAUUCAGAGAAACAUGGCAUUAUUCUUUUCAGGAGGAGAGAGGAAAGAAUUGAAGUUGAGGGUCACUGGGCGAAUCUGGAAAGAACAGUGAGGACUAAUUUUUCUCAUUUGCAGCUUUGUUAUGGAGGAAGAAGACAUGUUAAUUCUAGCUAUUGGUGCCUCUAGGAAUCUCGCUGAAUAAUUUUGGAGAACAUCAACUAUACAUAUGGAUUGAUUUAGUGCAGAUAUAAGCGUAGACAGUCUGCAAUUGGAGGUUGAUUUUGUUCAGCCAAUGGAAACCAGGCAAUUUUAGGCUGUAUUUUGGAGGUUUUGUGUAGGAUUUAAUUCUAUUACAAUUUGAUGGUUUGUUAAUACUCUUAUAUGUUCUGGGUACUUUACAUCACUGUAUAUUUGCGGUGAAUUCAACUUAUGUAAUAUUUGGCUUCACUCAAUGGCUAGCGCCUUUACAUGCAGGGGCCAUAAGCAUGUAACUUCUUCACCAGUUCAACAGAAACUGUGAAGCUGCACAUCAUGAUUUGGAUAUCAUUGACCUUUCCUGAUAUAGUUGGCAAUACAUAUCUUGUAUUUAUUGACAAUUGAGUGCAUCUUGGUAGCUGACUAUGAGCUAUGUCAGAAAUGAAAAGGGGUGUCAUGAUUGAUGUAAACAUAAAGUGCAGUGUGAAUCAUGUUACACGUGCAAUCUAGAAUCUCUAAAACUAUAUAGAUUAGUGUUUUAUAUUGAGAACUUCCGAGAAUCAUUAGAGGAUUAUUUAUUGCUGCAAGUAUAUAUGAAUAUAAUUUCUGUUUUUGUC
Cryptomeria japonica (Japanese cedar) is the source of this 2043-nucleotide messenger RNA. Its product is annotated as E3 ubiquitin-protein ligase SINAT5. The record is from RefSeq and is a predicted model, not a curated record. Gene Ontology annotation, molecular function: ubiquitin protein ligase activity; protein binding; zinc ion binding. The coding region runs from base 357 to 1343 and encodes 328 amino acids. Gene Ontology annotation, biological process: multicellular organism development; ubiquitin-dependent protein catabolic process. Gene Ontology annotation, cellular component: cytoplasm. NCBI's taxonomy places the organism in Eukaryota, Viridiplantae, Streptophyta, Pinopsida, Cupressales, Cupressaceae. The transcript is spliced from 3 exons.